AUGAGAUUGCUCUUCCUUCUCAUCAUCACCCUGGUAUGUACCGUACUCCCUUGUGCACCGCCCGGAUUUGUGCAGUCGAAUGACCCGUCACAAGUUGGUGCGCGAUGCUCCGAUUUGAUUCUCUACCCGGUUUCAGCUGUAGAUCAGACAGAUCAGUAUAGAUUCGACUAUAGUGAUGUCUCAUUCGGAAACACUCACGCGCAGGGAGCCACCGUCGCCAUAACAUGUACGACUGGCGGCCAAGCGGCCACUGUGGAGGGAUAUGACCAGCAACGAGCAUCGAUCUCUGCUGCUCCGUCCCUGCUCGCCACCUGCACCAACGUCGGCGGUUCACAGUACACGUGGACGAUUUUGGGACGAAUUUUGCAGUUUGUCGAUUGUCGAUUCUAA
Messenger RNA from Caenorhabditis remanei, 390 nucleotides. RefSeq lists its product as uncharacterized. The coding region runs from base 1 to 390 and encodes 129 amino acids. NCBI's taxonomy places the organism in Eukaryota, Metazoa, Nematoda, Chromadorea, Rhabditida, Rhabditidae. The transcript has 3 exons. The record is from RefSeq and is a predicted model, not a curated record.